GUGGAAAGUAGGAGGGGGGAGUCUGGGAGAGUCUUUAAAAGGCAGCAGCAGGGAGAAGAGUCAGAGGAGAAACGUGUCUAAAAGAAAAGAACAGGGAAAACAAAAUCAUCAAAAUCCGGGACGGUGGACAGACUAAAGGAUACUAAAAUCACAUCAUUCAGAUAGCAUGUCUGCCAAUAGGAAUGCGGCUCUGCCCUCACUGCUCCUCUUCCUGGUGCUUCUCCAUGACUCUGUCACCAACACGGUGCCGAGCCAAAACAGAAGCCACACGACCAGUCAGCCUCCCGUGACAUACAGACGAAUCAUCUUCGUGGCGGAGCCCGAGGAGCCGGAGACGCCCACAGCGCGGGCGAGCUCGCGGCCGGCCGCCUUGGCCGAACUCUGUGACUACGACCCCUGCAGGGACCAGCAGAUGCCCUGCACCCAGCUGUCAUUGGAAAGUGGCUGCCUGUGCCCAGGUCUCAGCGGGCCCAAUGUCCUGCCCCAGGCCCCGCAUCUGAACAGCGUGCGCCGCGAGGGUGCUGAGGUGGUGGCCCGGUGGUGCGCUCCGGCCUCUGAAGUGCAGCAGUACCGGGUCACAGUGGAGCUGGGCACAUUUCAGCUGUUUGGGGAGAUUUCCAGAAAAGGCUCUCUGGGGAAUCUGGUGCCAGGGACCAAAGUGUGUGUGGAGGCGAUCAACAGGGCUGGUACCAGCACCCCGUCGCAGUACUCCUGUACCCGGUAUGAGCCCAAGGGGACUGAUACCCUGGCCCUGAAAGCCGGGCUCAUCGCUGGAGGCCUGACCCUCCUACUGCUCCUCUCUGUGGUCGCCUUCCUGCUUUGGAGGCGCAAGUUGCACAAAGAUGGGAGCAGUAGCGAGGGUCUGGGGAACCCAUCUUUUAACACUGAAGGAUCCCUGUGACCACUGGGGGUUUGUGAUCCCUUUUGGAGGCAGAGACUAAGACAUUAAAACAUGAUGCAUUUUAUAUGGGGCAUGUCCUGCUGGCAGAAUGUAGACAGCAGGGAAAUUCCUCUGCCUGAGUGCACUGUGACAUAACUGGCCAUAAUUGUGAUACACUGUAUUCGUAUGUGUGGGUUUUUGUGAAUAGUCUGGUAGCUACAGAGUAGUGACGGCCAAAUGAACCAUUUGCUGUAUUUUCUGUCCCCACUAGAUGGCGCUCUUGGUUUGCUUUGGGGCAUGCUUUGAGCCCUUUUUUGAACAGAGAGAACCAUCUAGUGGGAUCAGAAAAUAUAGCAAGUGGUUCAUGAAGCUUCAUUUGGCCAUCAGUACUACAGUAUAUAGUGUGUCGUGCCUUUAGUGGCACACAAACAAAUACCUAGUUAAAUGCAUUGAGUGUGAUUGGCACUCUGCGUCCAGCCAAGGGUACGAUGAAGGGGAGCAGACAGAAGCAGUGGUCCAGGGUCAGGAUGUGAAGCUGUGGGGCUGUAGCACAUCUACAGCGGAACCUCAAUGCUGCAGGAACCUUAAGAUCAGGUGACCGAGGUCAGAAAUGAAAGGCAUUAGUAUACGAGUUUCCCCUCUGUUAGUCUACUAAUGAAAUGAAGUGGUUCAGCAGAGUUGGGUCUGUUUUUUUUUCUUCUUUUUUUUGUGGGACAGCCAAGAAAGAAGCCACUUUAUUCUCCCGAAGGAAGGUAACAGUGGAAAACAACAGCUGGUCAGGAAGCAGACAAUCGAAGGUUACACUGGCUGAACUGCUUUCUAUUACUCACAAUCGAAAUCUGACGAUUAUUUAUUUGUCUAAACUGCUAAAUUUUUAUAGAUUUUUAAUUUAGUUUUGACUGCAAUAACAUUUAUCUUUAAACUGGACAGACUAAUGUUAAUAUAGAAGUACUGACGUGUUUUCUUAAUAUUUAAUGGAUAUGCAACUUUUUAAUAAAAACUAAAUCAAAAGUGGGGCUUUACAAAUUAUAAUGAAAGGGCCCUUGUGUUUCUCUUUUUAGACUGAAAACUGUACAGUGGGGAUACUUCAUCGACUCAUUAGAAAGGCUUAUCUGAUUCACCCUGCGUCUAUUAUUCUGCCCCAUUUUCCACGUGUAUUCUCACAGUGCUGAAUGGGGAAGUGAUUGCAGACUGUGGGGGUUGUGGGGGAGGGGGGGGCAGUGGGUUCUCACCGAAACCACCCACAAAAACUUGGAAGUUCUGUGAUUUUUUCAGAAGCUGUUUCGGCUUAUGUGACCAGUCGAAAUAACCCGAUCCAGCCCUCCCCCUGUCCAUGCCGGUGAUGGUGCGUGGGGGGGGGGGGGCACUCAAAGCAUGAUCGGCGAUAAUCAGGGUGCUGGUUCACUGCACUUUUUCAGAGCUGCCGCCUGUAAUUAUGCACGCCUGUUAAGUGCAGAUUUUAUCCAUCUGUUUUGGGAGCCAUUUACCAGAUAUUAUGGGUAAUGACAAAGUUUUACAUUCAUAUUCAUAUUAAUAUACAAAUGAUGAGCCUUUUGAUAUUUACUUUAAGCUUGUGCAGAUUUUUGGCCUAACCCUUUCAACAAUAAAUCCAGUAGCUGUUUGAAA
Paramormyrops kingsleyae is the source of this 2506-nucleotide messenger RNA. Its product is annotated as leucine-rich repeat neuronal protein 4-like. Lineage: Eukaryota; Metazoa; Chordata; Actinopteri; Osteoglossiformes; Mormyridae. The record is from RefSeq and is a predicted model, not a curated record. Gene Ontology annotation, molecular function: protein binding.